AUGAGCUCUGAUCUUCCUCCCCCGCCCUACAACGACGUCGUCUCCGCCACCUCCCUCUCUCUCCCCUUCCCGGACCCAGCCGACGUAUGGAAGACCCGCGACAUAUCCGUCCAGGAUUGGGCCGCCUUUGCCUCCAUCAUCACCGCGGCGCUCGACAGAACCGUUGACGUUAACGACAGGAGGCAGUCGUCAAAUUCAGGCGAGCACGAGGAGAAGCGCCUUAUGGAAAUCGUCGAGGGAUGGAACAGCGGCUUUUUUGAGAAGCGCGGCCUCAAAGUUGUGCUCAAUGGGCAGGAUGAUGCUGCCGCCCCUGCCGCUGUCUCUUCUACUGACGGCUCGCGGUUCAGCUUUGGUCCCACGAAGUUUGGGGUCCGGCUUGGCGGGGGGAUGUUUGGUGUGGAUUUGUCGUCUAAGAAAUCUUCUGAGAAGUAG
This is a messenger RNA of Colletotrichum fioriniae, 432 nucleotides long. NCBI's taxonomy places the organism in Eukaryota, Fungi, Ascomycota, Sordariomycetes, Glomerellales, Glomerellaceae. The record is from RefSeq and is a predicted model, not a curated record.